Didymodactylos carnosus is the source of this 1473-nucleotide messenger RNA. Lineage: Eukaryota; Metazoa; Rotifera; Eurotatoria; Philodinida; Philodinidae. The record is from the annotation of a GenBank genome assembly.
AUGAAAGAAUCGUCCAACACAAACAUCAGUCAAUUAUACCGAGGUCAAGUGAUAUCGAAAGAUGAACUUGAUCGCAUUCGUUCAAGUAUUGGCGAAUUCAUCUCGAUAAACUCCUUUCUCUCCACAACUCGUAGUCAGAAGAAGGCACUUCGGUUUGCUCUAAGUACUCAGUGUGAAAAUCUUGAACGUGUACUCUUCAAAAUUAAAGUCGACAGUCGAAUAAAAGUAAAACCAUUUGCCGAUAUUUCCCGACUGAGUUAUUUCCCUGGUGAGGAAGAGAUCUUGCUUAUGCUCGGUUCGAUCUUUCGACUUGAAAGUGUUCACUAUGAAGACGAACAGCAGAUAUGGGUGGCUGAUUUAGACUUAUGCGACGAAGAUGACCAUGAUUUGAAACAAGUAUUUGACCAUAUGAAGAAAGAGAUGGGGAGUGAAACUACUCUCAUUUCACUUGGAAAUUUGUUGCUUGAUAUGGGUGAAUUGGAGAAGGCGGAAAAAUAUUAUAACCGAUUGUUAAAUGAGCUGACAGUGGCUGAUCCUGAUAUUGCUGGCUGUUGCACAGGACUGGGUAAUGUACACCAGAACAAAGGUGAAUAUGAUUUAGCUUUGAUGAAUUAUGAAAAAACAUUGAAAAUCGAAUUAAAAGCUCUUCCACCCGAUCACCCUCUACUCGCCUCAACAUAUUACAAUAUGGGUAAUGUACAGGAUGACAAAGGUGAAUAUGAUUUAGCUUUGAUGAAUCAUGAAAAAGCAUUGAAAAUCCAAUUAAAAGCUCUUCCACCCGAUCACCCUCUACUCGCCUCAACAUAUUACAAUAUGGGUAAUGUACAGGAUGACAAAGGUGAAUAUGAUUUAGCUUUGAUGAAUUAUGAAAAAGCAUUGAAAAUCCAAUUAAAAGCUCUUCCACUCGAUCACCCUGAUAUCGCCGGAACAUAUUACAAUAUCGGUAUUGUACACCAGAACAAAGGCAAAUAUGAUUUGGCUUUGAUGAAUUAUGAAAAAGCAUUGAAAAUCCAAUUAAAAGCUCUUCCACCCGAUCACCCUCUACUCGCCUCAACAUAUUACAAUAUGGGUAAUGUACAGGAUGACAAAGGUGAAUAUGAUUUAGCUUUGAUGAAUUAUGAAAAAGCAUUGAAAAUCCAAUUAAAAGCUCUUCCACUCGAUCACCCUGAUAUCGCCGGAACAUAUUACAAUAUCGGUAUUGUACACCAGAACAAAGGCAAAUAUGAUUUGGCUUUGAUGAAUUAUGAAAAAGCAUUGAAAAUCCAAUUAAAAGCUCUUCCACCCGAUCACCCUGAUAUCGCCUCUUCAUACCGUAAUAUGGGGCUCGUGCACGAAGCAGCUCGUACUUGGCAAUCAGCAUUAGAAUGUCAUAACAGAGCAGCAGCGAUAAGACGAAAAUCACUUCCGACAACACAUCCACAGCUGGUAACCACUGAGAGCGACAUUCGCAGAGUGAAAGCCCAACUAAAGUAG